Molecule: messenger RNA, 1688 nt
Organism: Desarmillaria tabescens
Lineage: Eukaryota; Fungi; Basidiomycota; Agaricomycetes; Agaricales; Physalacriaceae
Product: cytochrome P450 monooxygenase
Exons: 8
Coding region: 1-1548 (515 amino acids)
Molecular function (GO): heme binding; oxidoreductase activity, acting on paired donors, with incorporation or reduction of molecular oxygen; monooxygenase activity
Source: RefSeq, a predicted model, not a curated record
AUGUUCUCUCUUUCUCUCCAGUCGCUUUGCACAAACCUCCCAACGGUCGUCGCCAGUGUUACGAUAUUGGUCGCCGUUGUUCACCUGGCCCCCUACCUCCUAGGAUACGUGACUUACCAAGGACAUCUCUCGGAAGUCAUUUAUGAUCUGCAUAGGAAAUAUGGUCCCUUUGUCUGCAUAGCGCCCAAUCACAUUUCUGUGGCCCUGUUAGAUGCGCAGCCCUUGGUAUACGGGCAUGGAAAUGGGGCACUGAAGUCGUCGUUCUAUGAUGUGUUUGCGAGUACAUCCCGUGGAAUAUUUGACAUUCGCGAUCGCCAUGCGCAUACUCGCAAACGAAAGAUCAUCUCGCAUACUUUCUCGCAGAAGAGCGUACUAGAGUUUGAGCCGCAUGUACGCAGUUACGUCAGUCAACUGUUGGGACAGUGGGACAAAUUGUAUGACGAGGCUUUGAAAGGCAUGUCGGGUGAGGAAGGUGAAGGUUGGACUGGUCGCAACGGGAGGCUCUGGUUUGAGUGCUUGCCAUGGACAAACUAUCUCACGUUCGAUAUCAUCAGUGAUUUAGCGUUUGGUGCUCCAUUCGGGAUGAUCACGGCAGCCAAGGAUUUCGCUCUGGUGCCUAAAGAUCAACAUACUGUGAUGAGCUCUUACGGGAAAGUAGGAGCGAAGUACGCCACGAGGGAGAUCAAGGUUAUCAAGACUUUAAGUGGACUAUCACCUCUCACGGCGACGUUCGGACCUUUUCCUAAGUGGUGGAGGCCACUGCUCAAGCGAACUCCAUGGUUUUGGAAGGCCGGAAAAGAUUUUGAUGCCAUGAUUGGGAUGGGAAUUCUGGCAGUGUCGAAGAGGUUGGAAGUGCCGACGGAUAGGAAUGAUUUGCUUAGCAAGCUGCAAGCUGGAAAGGACGAAGACGGUAACCCGAUGAGUCGAGAAGAGCUCACCGCAGAAGCGUUGACUCUUCUCAUUGCGGGAUCUGACACCACCGCCAACUCUUCAUGUGCCAUCAUAAACUACCUCGCGCGCACCCCGAGUGUACAAGAGAAGCUCCAGAAAGAGCUGGACAAGCACCUGGGCUCUGGCAUCGCUACAGCCGAACAGGUGAAAAAUCUCCCCUACCUGCAGGCUGUCAUAGACGAGGGAUUACGACUGUUCUCAACGCUGGCUCUUGGGCUUCCCCGUGUAGCACCUGAGGGCGGGAUGACGAUUUUAGGAAACUACUUCCCUGCUGGCACGAUUGUCAGCGUCCCGACUUAUACAGUCCAUCGGGACCCAGCGGUGUUUGGGGACGAUGUCGAGGAGUUCAGACCUGAGAGAUGGUUUGAAGGUGACAGUGCCAGCAUGUCUAAGGCAUUUAAUCCAUUCUCUGUUGGCCCUCGGGCAUGCAUCGGGCGUAAUCUAGCGAAUCUCGAACUGCAGAUUAUUGUUGCGUCAGUUUUCAGGCGCUUCCAUUUCGUUUUGGAGAAUCCUGAUGAAAAGCUCCAAAUACAUGAGAGCGUUGUGAGGAAGCCAGGUUCUUGUCGUGUUGGUAUGAAGACGCGCGAAGUGUUAUAAUUCAUCAUGAAGAACUUUCGGCCAUUCCAUGUACAAGUACACUUGAAUUUAGUUCUGGAAACUAAAGCAGAGGGCUGCUAUCUUUCAUACAUGUUGCGAUAGAGAGCCUUUCGUUCCCGAAUAUUAGUGUUGCUUCUGAG